AUGCUGGUGGCUCGGGAACUGGCGCGCUACAAGGCGGACAUCACUGCACUCAGUGAGACCCGGUUCUCAAAACAAGGCCAACUAAAAGAGGUGAGUGCCAGCUACACCGCCUUCUGGAGCUGUCACCCCAAAACAGAGCGACGACACCGCGGGACGACUGCCCUGUCUGCCGCAGGGCAUUAGUGAUCGCCUGAUGAGCCUCAACCGGCCGCACCUCUUAGGCAAAUUCGCCACCGUCGUCACAGUCUAUGGUCCCCCGAUGACCAGCCUUGACGAUCCAAGGAGAAAAUUCUUCGAAGACCUGCAAGCCCUCCUGGCAGCAAUGCCGAAAUCGGACAACUGGAUUGUGCUUGGUGACGUCAGCGUCCACGUCGGCAGAUAUCAUGCUGUCAGGAGAGGAGCGCUGGGGCCCCAUGGUCUCGACGGCUCCAAUGACAAUGGCAUACAUCUAGGAACCUGCGCAGAACACCACCUCACCCUGACGAGCACCUUCUUCCGCCUUCCCACGCAGAGAAGGCCACCUGGAUGCAUCCUCGGAUGCGGCACUAACACCUGUUGGACUAGGUCCUACGUCCGGAGGCGAGACCAGCGCGACGUGCCGUUGACAAAGGCGAUCCCGAGUGCCGACGGGUGGACUGACCAUCGCCUCAACAUCUACAAAUGCGGAUUCGCCCACAGCCUCGGAGGAGACUUCGAGGUAAGCGACUCACAGGUAAGUUGAAUCGUUCUUUGUUGUCUUUGCUGAUAGAGGUAAACAGGCGAGGUCCAGGAAGCAGUUCAGAAGAAGAAGCUGUGAUUAUUGGAACAAAAAGUUUAUUGGCCUGACGUUUUGGAAUAUCACUCGAACCCAUCAUCAGAGACGGUCGCAGAUAAAGGCAGCGGAGGCACUAGGACUACAGUAGUUAUAGUACAUAGCUGACGUUGGGCCACAUGCGUAUUAUAAUUAACAGCGCUGGGGGUCGUCAUUAAGGCGAUGAUGGCUAGCCAGUCCGCGACCGAGUAGUCAAUUGCGCAAUUUGAUCAUCCGUGUUGGAUGCUGACGUGAUGAUUACUCAAAAGCGCCUGCGCCCGCGGCCUCCCCACGUGACUGAUUCUCCUGUUCAGGGAAUGUCUAAGCACUGAAUAUGGUACGGGGAGGUCAUAGCGUUUGUUGAUGGAUUGCGGGCCUGAGAACCAUGAUUCUAGCAGCUCGCGGCUCACGCGGUCAUCUGCUCCUGCGAGGGUUUUGGCCUCUUGAAACUUAAACAUAUGGCCGGGUUACGUGGAAUGAGCCGCUACCUGAGAGCUGCCGUCUUUCUUCCUCACUGCUGCUGCGCGCUCAGCCAUGCGUGUCCGGAGGAAUCUUCCAGAGCAGCUACGUCGGAGAACCUGAGACACUCGAUCUUGUACAAGUGUCAGUUAGAAGUGGCCCAGACCAAUCGAUCCUGACUUUCAAAGUCUAUGCUAGUUUUAUUUUUUGUCCUGCAUCCACCCCGUCUUAUGUGACACACACUUCAAAACAAAAGAAGGCAAGACUGUUCAUUGAGAUUGUUUAUUUGCUGCACGCAUAUCAUUUACGCCCACAGCAUUCCAACGAGGCGGAAUACAGCGACCGACGAAAAUCCUGAAACAGUGAGAGAGUUUCUUGGUUAAAAACGCAAGAUCAAACAAAACAAACGACAAUUUUCAGAAAGGUUGCCAUCACUGAUCGAAUUCUGUUUUGGAAGAAAGUACCCAUUCAGACAGAAUAAGACAAAGUAUUAUUUGGACGCUACACUCAUGAUGGUUCGAUGCUUGGAAGGGGCUGAUGAUGCAUCUAAAUUUAACUUAUCUAUGAUGUACGGAAACACCUUUAAUCAGUUCCCUCGAGUACUAAUAAUUAGUCGAGCUGCACACAUUUUCAAGGAAGGGCCACUGAAGUGAACGAAUGACCUUACUUCGCCCACAGAAUGUGUACUGCUUACCUACUAUGAAAAUUUUCGGACCUAAAGGACCGCAAAUAAUGCAAAUGUCAAAUUAAACUUGCAAAUGAUUUGCAGCUGCUGACAAACGAACUUCACUGAUGCAUUAUGAAGUUCCGUCUGUGCCACCAGUCGCGCCAAAUUAUGCUUGCAACCGUAGGAAACCCGAAAGAUGAGCUCCUCUAAAACCAGUAUUUAAAGUCUCGAGUUAAAAUACCAAGGCUCCUUAUCGUCUUCAUAUUCACGGGAAUCGUCUAGCUUGUACGAAUGCCAGGCGCAUUUGCCCCAUAUAGCUGCAUCCAACAUGAAUCAAAUAGUUGAUUUCCAAAUGAGGGCGUUGAGGACAUUACCCAAUGGUGCAAGCCACAAGAUAACGGAUUUGCGCCGAAUCACACUUUCUUCAGCGUCUAUAGCUUACGAGUGAUGCAAACUACAUAAAUUGCACAUUUUAAUGCUUCAUUAGUCGUUGUGCUCAUAUGACACACUUAUUAUGACACGACUUAACCGCGACAAUCUGCUCCGACAGGUGGAAGUACGUCCUUAACAAUGCAUUUUCACAUCUCCCAUGUAGUGUUUGAGCGUGAGAGAAAGCCUGAGAAGUCACAACCCACUCAGUUGUGACAGGGAGGGGACAAAUUCGGAGAAAUCCCUGCCUGAGCUUUUAUCUAAUCACCCUGUUUGAGGCAUUAGUCAUCAACCAGAGGGAACAUUAUGCUCACGGUCUGCAAACUGCGAAUGUAAACUUACUCCUUGAAGUCGUUCCGCCCGCGUUGCCGCCUGAGGAAUCUGACAUAUAGAAGGGAUUGUUCACAUGGUUAAUCGGUCAAGAAGACCAUAAUACAACGUUCUGAUAAUCGGCGCACAGAGAUAAAAAGUAAUCUGCUUUAGUGUAUUUUGAAGUCCACAUGUUGCCACGGCAUGUCUGAUGCAAAUAUUUGAAGUACUCAGGAAGUUCAUCAUGCAACGGCUACUUAAGUGAGAACUCAACAGUUGGGAUUUGUGUAGUCCUUGCCAAAUUCAUUUGGCCUAAAAUUUUAAAAAUAAUCCAGUAAGUAUCUUCUACAUGCAUUGUAUCCCAGAGGCAUGGAAUUUAAGUAUUGGUAGGCUUGGAAAAAUCUGAGGGGCAUUGUUACGCCGCAUGUGCUAUUCAGUGAGCAUCCAGACACAGACAUACCUUUUCUAAUGUAGCAAGGAUCUGGACAUACAUAGUAGGAUUCCACUGCCCGAAAACCACAGUUGCCCCGCUAUACAGCCGCCUUCGCUGUCCGCAUAGCAGACGCAUACUCACUUAUCGCGUGGUGCUAUCCGGUCACAUGUGUUUGCACGAAAUCAGAGUUCAUCUCAAUAUCAACACCCCAUACAUACACUUUGCACACACGAAAACGCUGUCACAUCCGGCACUACCGAUCCCCAUACAUCAGCAGCCUUACUAUCCCCAACUGAUCGUACAGUCCCGAAAUUAUCCUGUCUCCAGCGUACCACAGAUGUAGAUCGCGCCUCGACCUGGUCAGUCAUUUGUGAAUCCGUCGCACAGAGGUGUCAGAAGCACCAACAUACACGCACCUCACUCACUUCAAUUGCCCAGACGGGAAUUUGACGGAAUGUAGGAAAAUAAAUAGACAGUCGGCGCCAAAAUGGGUAAUUUCGAGUACAAUUAUGAAUGUAUUGUGACAUCCAGCUGCGUGUUCCAUGUUAUUCCAUCACAAAAAGUGCCUGGUCAGCAAAAACCGGGACCAAUCCCCUGGCAGACAGCCCCGUUAUUCCUUUAUUCAUUUUCAGCUGGUCUCCUUUUUUCACCGCAUCUGGAUACAAAUGCCGGCCGCCAGAACUUAGCUAGAUUUCACGAGUACAUACAUUAGCGCACGAUUCACAGUCUGCAGACAGUUAAUUGGGAUCCUUCACCACCAGGAAUUCCAAACACUAGUCGUUUUGCUAAUCUUCAUGCAAAGCCAAAUAUACGGCCCGAAGUUUUACAUGGCUCAGAAAAAAGUUUAAGCAAGGCGUACACUUGACUAACACGCCGAGUCACUUGAUAACUGUCUCGAAAAUAAUUCCGUAAUAAACAGGGCAACUGACUCAGACCAAAUACUGGAAAGGCCGAAUAUCUUGCGCAGGCGGAUCUAUGGUAGUCCGGGAAUACCAGCUUGUGAAUUGAAGUCUUGAAGCAUAAAAGCAUUAAACCAUUGAUAUAGACACAACGGUUUAAGUAGGUCGCCACCAAUUGUGUUCUGAUAUUAAUAUAAAAAAUGCAGUGAAAACUUACCAAUGGGGUUCGGUUUUGCAGUAGUUGUCAUCACCGUUGUCGUCUUCAAGUCGGGCACGACGGCUGGAAAUACCGAAAUGUUUGAUAUUCAAUUAGGUCGCUGCAUAGUUCACUACCAGCCUGGAAUGUGAGCAUGCUGACAUUUUCCAGCCUGUCUACACUCAACCACCCGCCUCAAACAUACGAACGUCAGUAGCUACUCUAUUAACCCUCGUCUACUAAAGCCUCCACAUCUAGACCGCCUUUCCCGUGUAGGCCUCUGAAAGACACUUUACGGACGGACAGCAUAGAGGCUGUAUUGCACCAAACCGGAAAUGCUGUCAAUGUCUCAUACAAAGCUCAGAUUUAGAAUUCCCGGAAUCCCGCAGUGAGAACUAAAUGCGCCUAAUGUAUAUAAUAUUACCUGCUGUCCACAUAAAGGUUGGAUGGUUCAUCUAGGAAGAGAAGAGCUCUCGAUGAAAUGUCCCAGCGUCUUAACGCCCAACUUGAGGAUGAUUGCAUAUUCUGGUGCGUCGCGGUUCGGUGAUAUGCCAGGCGUGAACUUCCGAGGCCAUUAUUAGCUUCCACCAGUGCGAGAAUACUCUUGACGGCUUGAUUAUUGAUGUGUGAUGAAAGGUGUUCAGACAGUCGCUUUUUAUAUUGGUGACAGAUCACGCUGCAUCCCCUUGAUGUCCCCUUCCAUGGUCCGUUUUAUCAGACACAGGCGCAUGUGUACGAUCCUGGUUAGCCAAUGGAGGCCAAUGUUCUUCAAUCCCAUUUUGAGAAUAGCUUGAGAUAAGUGCCCGCGCUUGUAUUCCAGUCAGUCUCCUUGUUUGAAUCGACAUUCGGGUAACAGAAUCAAUGCGUACUUCUAUACAGUCGAAGUAACGCAUCUAACCGCGAUUGCGGUAAGUGCUCUUCCUUCUCAGAAUUGCUACCUUGCGAUACGCUGCCAAUCACCGACGUGAAUUUAUUUACUUGAUUUAAGAUAAUGUGCUGUGAGAUUUCUAAUGUGGCAUUUGCCAAAUGCAAGAUGGCAGACAGAACUGUAGGACACAGUUUUCACUUUCUUAUCACCAAACCUAUGGCAGGCUGCGGAGCUAGAAUGAGUAGAAAUGCUGCCUCGUAAGCCGAGGUUAGCGCUGACUGUGUGCACAAGGAUCUAACCGUAAUAUUUAGGUAUUUAGUCUCCUUGAGCCUGACACAUACUAUUUAGGGCAAUUUUUUGAUCGUCAGAUCAGUUCUAAUGAUUAUAUCUAGGCAUUAUAAUCCUUCAAUCUUCAGUUGCCCGUCCGAUUCUUAUGUAUAUAUUGAGGUAUUCCGCGCAGAGGUCAUUGGAGUUCAAACGCACAAAUGAUGAACAUUGGGGCAUCUGCUGUAGCAAAUGCGACAUGCAAGUGAAUCACCAGGCCCAAAAAUAAGACAAGGCUUCGAUUGACUGUGACCGCCAAAAAGGAUUGAUGAAGGAAAUAUAUGUGGACGGUAUUGUUGAGAAAAUAACGCAGUAAUGAUAGAAGUUGAGGAAUGCGGAAGAACAUGAAUUUGGGCUACCAGAAAUUGUUGUCAGUCUACUGAAUGAUAACGCGCACAACACGAGACUAAUAUGUGGGCAUUUUUAAUUUCCAGUCAGCAUUUCGUGGGUUUGGUCGCCUAGUGUUAUUGAAGUCGCACAGCAAAUUAACUGCACAUAUUACAUCUGUAAAGAUGUUAUAGGCGAUUUGGAGCAUAUUAGUGAAAUUCGGUCAUUAAAUUCUCAAAUGAGUCUUUACUUACGAUCAGGAGUCAUAUCUAGAAUGAGAGUGAAGGAGGCACAUAAGUCCAGUUGGGUGACUAGAAUACUUAUAGAUGGAUUAAAAAAAGGCUGAUAAAGGAUGCGCAGAAAAUGAGGAGGUAGCACUUAUUUAUGCAGAUGAAACGGAUGUCUGAUGGGCCCACACAUAGUGACCCUGUAGAAACGUGGGUUUCGGCAUGCAUGCGAGCAAAAUUGGCAGUCUGAGGUGGACGUGCUCUAAUCGGGGGAGCGUUUUCACAAUAUGCUAGUAUUUAAGCAUGGGCAAUCUACGUGGGCAGUCUCGUUUACCUAAUGUACUGAUUAGUGCUAGUAUGUGCAAGUCCACAGAAAGCUUGUCGGUUUAUGCAUAGUAUUGUAAUGUGGGAAAUGCUCAUUGUUAAGAAUGCAAUGCACUGGCUGACGGAUAACAGACGAAAUGCAUGGGCUUAGUCCGCGGGAUAUUUACAUACUAGUUUCAACGUCACGAUAUUAGACAGUGUUACCGCGUACUUUGGCCGGCAAGUAGGAAAAAUCGAGGAGGCAUGCGGGUUGGGAAUUAUUAGGAGAGAACUGCAGCAUUAAUAAAUGAAAGAAAACUUGCAGGAACAUGAGUAUCUACAACGCGGAAUUAUCCUCAGUCUCCGAGUCUCCAAUAGAAGACGCAAAUGCAGUGUCAGAAUUGCUGUAAUUCUUUGCAGAUGAGUUCCUUAUUUAAUAGUUAGCUGGAAAACAGACUGGAGAGCCGGAAUGUCGUUAUUUGGCCUAGCUCCAUUCUAUGGGCAUAAAAUAUCCGGUGUGUUUAUACGAGAAUAACCCGCAGAUUGUCUGAAGUCAGCAAUCCCCCUGCAGAAAACACUAGACGCUAAAUAAUGACUGAGUUAUAUAAGUUGCAGCACGAUCUGAAAACACCUUCUCAUUCUGAGAAGACCAGGUUGUGAUACAUGCAGUCCGUCUGAAGCUGUGUACAUAUGCGUCAAGUGGUGCGGUCUAAUCAUUUGCAAACUGCGUUCGGACACAUAUGUGUGUGAAUUGGUUCAGAAAAUGAGGAUGGAAUGUGCAUAGAUGCCGAAUAAAUGAAGAAAGGCGCAAAACGUGAAAAGCCCUGCAAGGAGUUCGUAAUUAGGAAACUGAAACUCAAUUUGUCACUUAACUGUCCUAUGCUUUUGUGUGAACUCAUUUAUUCUCACGCUAUGGACUUAUAUGUAUUUUCGUCGCAGGGAUGGUAGAGGCUUCUGGUGAAAACUUGCAGAAGGACAUUUUCAAAAUAAAGCACAUUCCCUUUCUCUGUUGUUUUUGAUUUUUCAGAUGGUCGCGUUUCGUAAGGCUGUCAUUCUGUCGUGCGUGAAGUUUCAUGGGAUUGUGUUGCUAACCGAUCAGUACAGCAAAAUCGCGUAAGUAAUCUUUCCACUUGAUCUAUCUUUAAGCUGUUUUUUCAUGUGUCUCGUUGAUUCUUCUUUGUGGUGCGGGGUACUCUGAUUUGCCUUGCCUGACUCUCGCAUUAUAUACCCAUAUAGUAUAUAAAUGUCAAUCUGUCUAUUUUUUCAUAAUAAAUGUCGGCUUUUUAUUGGCUGGAGGGAUUUCAAUUUUACUAUCUUUUUGCAUCGCUGACAAAUCGCUCAAGAGCAGGAAUCAAAUAAAUAGCACGCACAGUACGUAGACAGAAGUAGCUGCAGGUACUCAAUCAUAGUUGUGAAAUAAUGUGGGGAAUUCAGCAGUGAGUCAUCACUUACAUUCAUAUUUAUCAUCAUCAUCAUCAUCUAAAAGGGGGAUUCAAGAGGGCAUAUACAUGCAGUUGAUUGAUAGGGAAGCAUAUAUGUGAUAGGCGAAUGCUAAUAACAUGGAAGAGAGUAUACAUAGUUCGCAGUUAUUUAAGCAGGUAUAUCCGAUGGCAAUUGACCCCAUAUUAAUCACGCCCUAGGCAGUGACGCGUACAAAAUCAACCUUGAAAACUUCGCAGUGCCUUCCUAGAAAUUAGGUAGGCCUUCCGCGGUUACGAGACUGGCGUUUUUAUCAGUUGGAACUGCCGCGCCUCCCCAGUGACGAUGGUCCAAGAAAAUGCACUCCUCGUGUCACCCUUCUAGGUGUAAAUAUCUGUAAGCAUCGGCUAUGUCUGGAUCAGCAGACCAUGACGCUCGCGACCUGGUAUGCGCAGGCAGUUCUAUAGCACCUCGGCCGCUGCUGCUGGGUACACAGUUCGUGAGCAUGGCUGCCCAGUCGUCCUCGGCGUCCUUCAACCUCGCAUAGAUGAUGUCGUUGUUGGUUAGUAUCCUAGUCAUUUGCUCUGUGGAACAGGGGUGUUGAUUAGUGCACCUAGGUGAGGAGUCGGCAGCGUCUUUCACAUGCGCUUUCUCUCCGUCCUCUAGUCUUCCCGACUAUGUCUUGGCAUCGGGUUCAGAUGGAGGAGGAGGAGGAGUAGGGGGUACGGUAGAUGCUGUGCAAGUCCACUGCCACUGACUCACGUACAAUUCUCAGUGCCUGCUUCACCUUGCUGUGGAGCACAUGGCGGACAUCGUCAGUCACGACGCCGAAAUGUCAUGUGUGUAUGUGUGUUGAGGCAAGCAUGGAAGGUCUUUGGAAGGGAAGGAUAAAUGAGUGCGUUUGGUGGCCCAGUGUUAUUGAAGCCGCACAGCUAGCAAACUGCACAUAUUACAGCUGUGAAGGUGCUAUGGGCGUUUUGAGCAUACUAGUGAAAUUCGGGCAUUCAAUUCAGGACUGAAUCUUUACUUACAAUCAGGAUUCUCAUCUAGAAGGAGGAUAAAUCAGGCAUUUAAUUCCAGUUGGGUAAAUAGGAGAUAUGCGGGUUGGGAAUUAUUAGGAGAGAAAUGCAGUAUUAAUAAAAGUAAGUAAACGUGCAUGAACAUGAGUAUUUACAACGCGGAAUUCCCCUCAGUCUCCGCGUCGCCAAUAGAAGACGCAAAUGCAGUGUCAGAAUUGCCGUAAUUCUUUGCAGAUGAGUUCCUUAUUUAAUAGUUAGCUGGAAAACAGACUGGAGAGCCGGAAUGACAUUAUUUGGCAUAGCUCCACUCUGUGGGCAUAAAAUAUCCAGUGUGUUUAAAAGAAUAACGCACAAAUUGUCUGAAGUCAGCAAUCCCCCUGCAGAAAACACUAGACGCUAAAUAAUGACUGAGUUAUAUUGGUUGCAGCACGAUCUGAAAUCACCUUCUCAUUCUGAGAAGACCAGGCUGUGAUACAUGUAGGCCGUGUGAAGCUGUGUACAUAUGCGUCAUGCGGUACGGUUUAAUCAUCUGAAAACUGCGUUCGGACACAUAUGUGUGUGAAUUGGUUCAGAAAAUGAUGAUGGAAUGGUCACAGAUGCCGAAUAAUUGAAUGCCAGUCGGCAUUUCGUGUGUUUGGUCGCCUAGUGUUAUCGAAGCCGCACGGCGAUCAAACUGCACACAUUAAAGCUGUGAAGAUGCAAUAGGUGCUUUGCGCAUUCUAGUGAAAUUCGGGCGUUAAUUUCGGAAAUCAUUUUUUACUUACAAUAGGGAUUCUCAUCUAGAAGGAGGAUGAACGAGGCCUUUAAGUCCAGUUGGGUGAAUAUAAGUCUUACAGGCGGAUUAACAAAGGCUGACUAAUCAUGCGUAGAAAAUGAGGAGUUAACACUUAUUUAUGCAGCUUAAACGGAUGUCUGAUGAGCCUACGCAUAGUGGUCCUGUAGAAACGUAGGUUUUGGAAUGCAUUCUAGCAAAAUUGGCAGUCUCCGGUGGACGUGCUCUAAGAGGGAAGGGGGCGUUGUCAGCGAGUCCUUUCACAAUAUAGUAGUAUUUUAGCGCCUGAAACGUUUCCCCUCUGUCCAAUUGCAAAAUAUUAAACAUCGAAUCAAUUUAAUUGUCAUGUCGUGCCGCCAACCAUCAUUCAGUCUUGUAUGGAACGGAGUGCUUUUAUGUCUCAUGUCUACCAGCAUUUCAACAGCAUAUGGGUAAUCCUUUCCGAGGAAGGCGCUCGGGUUUAAAUUUCUGACGACGUUUUACCUGUUAAUUUGCUUAAUAAUUAUGAAGCUGACUGUGAAACAACAUAAGCAAUGGUGAAUGCAGCGUAAAAAUUAAUAUUUGCUUACAGUCGUUGCUAUAGUCUGCAAGGAAAAUUCAACAAGCCGAUUAGCUCAAUGAAGGUGUAAGUGGAGUUAACGAUGGCUCAACAGGCGCCGAUUAUUCGCAAGUAGGCGAGAAGAGUUGGCAUCCUCCAAUGCAUGCUAAUGUCCCAACUUGCAACCUUGUGCGUGCAAUCAAAACUGUCAAUGCCGGGAGACAUGCUCAGGGUGGGCAUGGUGGCGUUUCCAAUAAUAAAUUGCCGAAGAGACUGCAAUUUUCAGUGACUGGCAUAGGUAACAUUUUUAAAAUAUAAUCAUCUUCUUCUAAAACGGGAGCCAAGAAAGCACAUACAUGCAGUCGAUUGAUACAUAAGCAUCUAUGGUGUAGGCAAAUGCAAACGACAUUCGGCAUCUAUUUAAGCAGACAUAUUUGUUGACCACUGUCUUCAUAUUAAUCACAUCCUAGGCAGUGGCGUGCACAAAAUCAAGCCUGAGAACUUUUGGUGCAUUGCAAGAAUGAAGUGGGCUUCUCAUUGAUACGGAGCUGUCAUUUUGAUCGACUGGGAUAGCUGCGCCUCUCAAAGUGUGGAUGGCCGAAUAAAAUAUACUCCCCGUAUCAUCCUUCGAGGCGUAAAUGUCUGUAAGCAUAGGCUAUGCCAGGAUCAGUAAAUCAUGGCCUCGCAGCCUGGUAUGCGCUGGCAGUUCUAUAGCACCUCGGUUCCUGCUGCUGGGUAUAAAGGUCGCGAGCAUGGUUGCCUAGUCAACCUCGCCGUCCUACAGACCCUCAUUGAUGUUGCCCUUGUUGGUUAAAAUCCUGGACCUUUGCUGUGUGGACCAAGGGUGUUGAGUAGUACACCUGGGUGCCGACUCGGCCGUGUCAUCCACCUGCGCGUUCCCUCUCCCCUCUAGUCUUCCCGACUAUGUUUUGACAUCGGGUCUAGAUGGAGGAGGAGGAGGAGGAGGAGGAGGAGGAGGAGGAGUGGAGGUGCGGUAGACGCUGUAGAAAUCUAGUGCCACUAUAA
Molecule: messenger RNA, 11005 nt
Organism: Spirometra erinaceieuropaei
Lineage: Eukaryota; Metazoa; Platyhelminthes; Cestoda; Diphyllobothriidea; Diphyllobothriidae
Source: the annotation of a GenBank genome assembly